UGUGCUGAUGUUGCGAACUCAGUUUUAAUUUAAUUUCGUUUCUUCGACGAUACAUUUCAUAUCAACAAAUAAAAUGUUAUGGAAUAAAUAGUCCAAUAGGUACUUCUAACAAACAAUAAUGUGACAGUUUACUUGCGAGCAAUACAACGUAAACUAAGACAAUUUAAGUAGUGGGUUUUAGACUGAAGAUAUUUUUGUAAAAAUGAGACAUGCAUUCGACCGAAAUGCAAAAAAGUGUAUCAGUGCAAGUAGAUAGUGAUUUCGCUUUGUUGUUGCCCAGCGGUGCCUAUGAAAUAAAAAAAAUGGAACCGAGAUCGAGGCUCCGGCGAGUGAUAUUGUUCUGUUUACUGCUUUCACUGUUUGGGAUGGUGGCAUUUGGAUAUUUUUGUCCUGACCAGGUGUGCGCACUAUCUGCACGAGAGCGGGUAUCAGAAUCGUUGGCUCUGACUUACGCAGAGGCGCCAGGCCGCCCCCUGCCUGAUGUGAUAGUGCAGCCAGGUCUCUCGUAUGACGAGGUGUUGCACGACGACUUCAGGUUCGACCUCACCGCUCACGACGUUAUGGUCUUCUUGCACAUACAGAAAACAGGCGGCACCUCAUUUGGGAAACACCUGGUCAUGGAUCUGGAUUUGAAGAGGCCGUGCAACUGUCAGCGAGCGCGAAAGCGUUGCCAUUGUUUUCGACCACAUAGCAACGAAAUAUGGCUCUUUUCGAGAUACUCCACCGGCUGGAAGUGUGGCCUCCACGCGGAUUUCACGGAGCUGACAGCCUGCGUGGGCGGCGAGCUGGACCGGAACGAAGGUUCAGCUGUACACAGAAGAUACUUCUACAUCACCCUACUCAGGGAACCAGUAUCAAGGUACUUGUCGGAGUACCGGCAUGUGAAGCGAGGCGCUACGUGGAAAGGCUCCCGGCACUGGUGUCAGGGACGGACCGCUACAGGGGCUGAAGUUCCACCAUGCUACUCUGGCGAAUCGUGGCGCGGAGUCACAUUGGAGGAGUUCACGUCAUGCCCAUGGAACCUGGCAAAUAACAGGCAGACUCGUAUGCUGGCUGACCUGGCAUUAGUGGGAUGCUACAAUGGCACCCUCAGACAUAGAACACCAGACAUCGAUAGAGUGUUGCUAGCUUCCGCCAAGAGAAACCUGGCUGCGAUGGCUUAUUUUGGACUCACGGAGUAUCAGAAGGGCAAAAGCCACCCUCCAGGAGCGGCCAGAUGUCUUGUCACACGGAGACGCAAGACACCUCCAUAUAAAACGGUCGCGCUGCGCACACGCAUCAGUUCAGUUUGUGACGGAUCUACAGCACAGACACACGGCACGAUGGUGAAACAAAUGUUGUCAGUGAUUUUAUUGGCGGUAGUUGCGGUGGCUAGGGCACAGUUCAACAACGGACGCAUUUUGGAACCUCCUAUUCCAUCACAGUGCGUGCAGAGAGUAAUCCACGAGAGAUAUGCAGACAAUAAAGGCUAUUUCUUCUCUUGGCGUGAUCCGGCGCUUCGCGGUGUGGAAGAAGACUGGUUGAGUGCUAGGAAUUAUUGCCGGCAACGCUGCAUGGACCUGGUGUCUCUAGAAACCAGUGACGAAAAUGAAUGGGUCAAAACUAGAAUUGUUCAGGAUAAGGUGAAAUACAUCUGGACAUCGGGUCGUCUCUGUGACUUCAAGGGCUGCAAUCGUCCCGACUUGCUGCCUAAUGAAAUCAACGGAUGGUUCUGGACCGCUGAACUUCAGAAAUUGGCGCCCACCACAAACCGCCAACAGAACGAUUGGUCGGAGGGCGGCGGUAUCGGAAAACCGCAACCGGACAACAGGGAGUUGAUCCAAGGCGGAGCAGCAGAGCACUGUGUAGCGAUCCUGAAUAACUUCUACAACGACGGAGUGCACUGGCACGAUGUGGCCUGCCACCAUCGAAAACCAUUCGUUUGCGAAGAGAAUGAUGCCCUACUCAAAUACGUUCGAUACACUAAUCCAAACCUCAGAGUUUGAAUUUAGUAAUGAUGUAAAGAAAUGUUGUGUAUUUUGUAGAUUACAAUCAUUCUAAAUAAGAUCUCCACUGGCCAUAGUACCUGUAGAUAAGUGGCAAAUUAGAUAUUUUAAUGAGUUUACGCUCCGAUCAGCUUUGGCGUAGUAACUUUUUACAACUACAAAGCAUAAAGUAAUAAAUAGAAAUAGAUUUUUAGCUGUUCAGUGGUUUAAAUACCACUCAUAAAAGUCUCGGCGAAUACUUGAUAGUUUGUGUAGUGCUAUUAGAUAUCAUAUAUGAUAAAAAGGUAAAUUUAGUAUGCUAAAACCCAUCAACGCAAAAAAUAUCAAUUUGCCGAACAUCUGGGCCGUCUGAUCCUGGGCAUUUUUUUUAAACAUAAAAAAACUUUAAAAUAAAGUAUUACCUUUCAAGAAACAUGCCAUUGGAAAUAUACUAAGCUUGGAAAGCGAAAAAGGAAUGAAAUAAAGGAGGAAUAACUCAAGUCGUCCUUUCCAACUAGGUAACCAUUCAUUUUAAAUUAAAGCCUUGUAGAGACCUAGUCCUCCUUAGGUAUGGUCUUACUUUGACCAAACCUUGUGACAUCAAAACUACACUGUAUUUUGACGAGAAAUACUUAAAAACAUUACCCUCUUUAUUCGGCAGUUGGGCAAUUAUACUAUGCGGAAGCUUUUUCAUUGUAAAUUUCUUUAAUGUGCAAUUACUUUAGCACUUUUGUGACACAUGUUUAAUGCCUAAUAGAGCAUUAAGGAGCAAUAAAACUUAAUUGCCUACGAUUUCUAAAUUAUAACUUAUGACUAUGGUGCUAGCUUUAAGUUUACCUCAACACAUAUUUAUUCGAGUAUUGUAUCUACGGUAGUCAUAUGAGAGAUUCAAGAUUUUUCUAUGAUCUGUCAAUAAAGACUGCUAUACCUAUUAGUCUUUA
Molecule: messenger RNA, 2905 nt
Organism: Achroia grisella
Lineage: Eukaryota; Metazoa; Arthropoda; Insecta; Lepidoptera; Pyralidae
Gene: Hs6st
Product: heparan-sulfate 6-O-sulfotransferase 1-like
Exons: 11
Coding region: 210-1985 (591 amino acids)
Cellular component (GO): membrane
Molecular function (GO): heparan sulfate 6-sulfotransferase activity
Source: RefSeq, a predicted model, not a curated record